AUGAUUGCCCGGAUAGCUUUUUCGGCGCUGCUCUACGCAUCCACUGCUUUCGCCGUAUGCACCAAGCUCGAGGACUGCCCACAGUUCGAACACCUCAAAACGGAUGAAUGUCAGACAUACCACCAUUUCAUCGCCCGAGGCUCCACAUCGCCAUACCCAGGCCACGUAAUCGAGACUGUCGGCAAAGUUUGCAACGCCCUGAACACGCAGGAGAAUCCCAAGGCCUGUGGCUAUGAGGACGUACAGUAUGCAGCCCAGAACGGGGGAGAGCGCUGGUGCAAGUCGGCUCAUGAGGGUGCGAUAAACGGCGCCGAACAGAUGAGAAACUACACAGCGAGGUGUCCCGAAAGUCACCUGCUAGUCAUGGGCUUCAGCCAGGGCGGCAGUGUUAUGCUGGAUGUACUCGGUGGUGGUGGUGGCAUGCUCUGGGGAUGUGACCAGGCGCAGAAUCCCGCCAUGGACAUCAACAGCGCGCCGGGCUCCAAGGUUGCCGCAGCCGUCGUAUUCGGUCCUACGCGUCGCUCCGCAAACCAAACCUUCACCCGCGGCGGUGGCGACAUCUCUGACGGCGGCGCCCCACGAUCAGCCGAGGAAAACGCCGGCCUUAAGCCCUACGCCGAUGCAGGCAGGCUUCGCGAAUACUGUCAGCCUGGCGAUCCUAUCUGUGCGCCUCAGACUGAUAACAAGGACAUGUCAAAGCACUUGGACUACUUUGACAAGUUCGGCGACGAGGCUGCCGCAUGGGUAAUCGAUCUUGCAAAGAAGGCUGAAGGAGUGGACCGUAAGUCGAGCGCAGGCAACAUGCUGCACAAGACCAUUUCCCACCCGAUUGCGAACGUCUUUGUCUUGAUCUUCGUGCUUUGCGUACUAUACUUCGUCGUAAGAAAGUUCGCCGUAUGGAAGACAUCGCCCAUCUACGCUCGUGUCAACACAACCGAAACCGUAUGA
Molecule: messenger RNA, 948 nt
Organism: Pyrenophora tritici-repentis Pt-1C-BFP
Lineage: Eukaryota; Fungi; Ascomycota; Dothideomycetes; Pleosporales; Pleosporaceae
Product: Cutinase domain containing protein
Molecular function (GO): hydrolase activity
Source: RefSeq, a predicted model, not a curated record